AUGGUAUCGGAAAACGUCACUCCCGCUACAGCCUCAUCCGGCCAGCGUCCGACCAACACCAUAGGCAAUGUAACAGCCGACAUCAACAAAGUCGACAUCAUCAAGAGUGAGACCGACGCCCCAACAGAUAGUCAUGCUCUAGCGCACGCCGAGGUGGAAGAAACCAGCUUGAUUCGCAAAUUGCCAGGUGAUGAAGCCACCUCUGACAUUGGCUGGCGACAACAGCCGGACGAGUUUGACGAACCCAUUAUCGUCGGAAUAUCGAAUGAGGAUUUGUAUAUGUUGAUCCGACGAUUUAACAAGCAAGUAUACCAUGUUAGAGCUGCGUCUACGCUACCUCUUGAUAACUUGGAUCUCAACCCUGUCGAUGACGAGGAGUUCUCCCCCGACAAGCUCCGGUCAAACAUUGAGCGGCUGUAUAUGACUGUUAUUGUUGGGUUGAUGAGUCUUUGGAAACACAUUGUUAGACUCAGGUCAUGGCGCGAACAACGACGCACAGCUGUUUUUUGUGCUGCUUAUUUUGUAGCAUGGCUAUUGGAUAUUAUAGUGCCUAUGAUUCUGUCUGUUGUCAUCGUCUUGAUUCUCUAUCCAUCGAGUCGCUCAAUUCUCUUUCCCCCUGCGCCUAUUGCGCUGGUGGAUUCCCAAACUGGCGGUGUCCAGAAACCAAGAGCCGGCGUUCUCGGAUCCAAAGAUAGUCUCACGGGUGCUCCAGAACGAUAUCGUGGCGAGGCAGUUGAGCAAGAGGCCAGUAACCUAGUCAGCAGCGUCGCCGGCGUUGCCAUAGGAAGCGCAGCAGGAAAACAUGACCCAGCAGUCCCUGACGAUGCUCCCAUGGAAGAUAAAGUUCCGGAUGUGACGGAUGUAGCUUCUCAAGUUGGUGAUUUACAAGACUCUGCAGGUGGAGGCAUUCCAUCUACGAAACAUGACAAGACGAAGAAGCCAAUGUCGGAUGCUGUCUGGACAAAGAUGAAGCCAGUGAUGCACAUUCUCGGUGAUAUAACUGAUACGUACGAACGGUUUGGCAACGCGUUGUCUCCAACUACACCGUUCCCAAAAUAUGCAGCUCGGCUCAGACUUGCCGCUAUUCUAGCUCCAAUGGCCUUGGGUUCGUUCUUCCUAACUUCUUACGUGGUCGUCAAAACCAGCGGAUUCAUGUUCGGUUUUGUAUUCUUUGGAGACCCAGUGCUCAUCAGAGGUGCCAAGUACCUCAAUCGCCGCUUCCCACGCUGGCAGAAGGUUUUGGAACUUAGAAAUUCUAUCCUCAAAGGUGUACCGACCAAUGCCCAACUUACCAUCACCCUUCUUCGUCUCGGAGAGGUAAACGGAACACCAAUCCCUUCACCUCCAAUAUCCCUCGAACAAGCACCUUCAAAGCCCGCAUCUGUUCACGAAGAUAUUCCCUUGGACGCAUCUCGAGCCGAAAUUGAAAGUGCUGUAAGACCGGAUCCGAUCAUGACCAAACAAGCCACCGAGCCAGACGCUACCAACGAGAAAGCCAAGAGAUCCAAAAAGAAGGGUUUCCUACCUGCCAUGGUCCGAUUUUUCAAGGGGACAACUGCUACUGGAAUUGAGACUAAGCUGGCUACAUACUAUGCACUCGCCACUCUUGGUUAUCGACACGCAAAGAAUCAUCUGGGCAUUCUUCCCAAGAAAGGUUCCAAGGCAACGCCGGGUGGACCUGUGGAUUUCCAAUGUCGAUAUCAGGGUAAGAAGGGAUGUCUUGUAAUUGACUCUAGUAAAGAAAAACCUGUCCUAUUCUUCACCACCGAACCUGGUACCGAGCCCCCAACUAUCGAGAAUGCAAAGAGGGUCCUCUUCGCCAUGCCUGUCAGGGAUAUACGGCAUUUGAAGAAAUUGGGUGGAAUGGGCUGGAAGGGGAAACUUGUUGUUGGAUGGGCAGAGACUGAGAAGGAAGUUAUUGAUGGAUUGAGGAUUAUAGGGAAAGAUCCGAAGCAGAAUUUCCAUAUUACAGCCAUGAAGACGAGGGAUCAGUUGUUUAAUCGUUUGGUUGCUAUGGGAGAUCAGGUGUGGGAUAUUUGUUGA
Messenger RNA from Talaromyces stipitatus ATCC 10500, 2043 nucleotides. RefSeq lists its product as uncharacterized. The transcript is spliced from 5 exons. The record is from RefSeq and is a predicted model, not a curated record. Lineage: Eukaryota; Fungi; Ascomycota; Eurotiomycetes; Eurotiales; Trichocomaceae. The coding region runs from base 1 to 2043 and encodes 680 amino acids.